This is a messenger RNA of Lentinula edodes (shiitake mushroom), 1387 nucleotides long. RefSeq lists its product as uncharacterized. The coding region runs from base 160 to 1182 and encodes 340 amino acids. The record is from RefSeq and is a predicted model, not a curated record. NCBI's taxonomy places the organism in Eukaryota, Fungi, Basidiomycota, Agaricomycetes, Agaricales, Omphalotaceae. The transcript has 3 exons.
UGGCUGACCAUUACUGAGCACUUCUUUAGUAUCUCUCUUUUGUCUCUCUAUCCGUUCCAUGUAUGCGCCCAGACUAUAAUUGAAACUUCACAAUCUCUAGCGUCUCGCCGUUGGCCGAAACUCACUCACUAAACCUACACACUCUUUCAUUCGCUUAUCAUGUCUCCCUGUGAACCCUCAAGUUCGCUUGAAAUUGUCACUAGACAUACAGAUUUUUCGUUCAAGGAUGGUAACAUUGCCUUGUUGGCUGGAAAAUGCUAUUUCCUCGUGCAUCAAGGUCUCCUCUGUCGUCAUUCUCCGGUUCUCAGAACUGCCUUGGAAUCUCUUGAAGAUGCCUCAACUUUUGUUUCCCUCGAAGGUCGGCCAGUGCUAGAAGUCCAAGACAGCUCAGAAGAUAUGUUCUAUUUCUUGAUAGCCUUGUAUGAUGGAAUACCUGAUCUGUCGUCUACUACUAAAUCUUUCGAAAUCGUCUCUGCUAUGCUGCGACUCACAACCAAGUAUCAAGUACAGCGUUUACGAAAUGAUCUUUUGCGAGGAUUCUCUAUCGUUUGGCCUUCAAGUUUAUCCCUAUGGGAUGCUCGUGAGGAGGCAAUGCUGAGCUCCGAUGGCGUAUACGAACCUCGAAAAUACACCCCUCAUCCAAUAUUCAUCAUCAAUCUAGCACGAUCAGUCAAUGCACCUGAGCUUUUACCUUCCGCUUUCUAUGAUCUCUCUCGGAGCCCUAUCAGCCACACUGCCGCAGGAUACAUCGCCUCAGGAACAGUAGAACGUCAUCGUCUUUCAGAAGAAGACUUAUUCAACCUCUUGAAAGGACGUGAAGAUGCCUCCAGAUUUCUGUCAACUUUCCUAGUAAACCAGCUUGAAGGUCGGAAACCUUCCUCCAAUUGCAUAUAUAUGCAGACUGGAAAUCAUCCUCGACGACGAUUCUGUCAACUCGCAUUUGAAAACGUCUUCUACGAUGUCCUCCGCGCCACGAAUAGCCUCGUCUGCCACCGUAGCUGUGAUCCUUUGUUCACCAUCAUGGACACCGAAAUGAUAUAUGAAAGAGGUGAUGGAGGGUUUUUGCGUCCAUGUGAAUACUGUCGCUCAGAGUUUCAUGCCGAAGUGGAAGCUGCCCGGGAUGAAUUUUGGAAUUCACUGCCUGAAUGGUUUGGCAAUACCCAGGUAUCUGUGUGGGGUUGAGAUAAGACUGUCGAUGGCAAUGAACCUUCAUUUCUGGUUCAAGAGAUUUGUUAUGUGUUUUUUGCUGAGAUGUUCUUUCCGUUGUACCAGUGGCCGCUACAUUGAGUAGAAGGUGAUGACAAUUCACAUGAACAUCUAAUCAUGAAGGUUACUUUCGCAAAUUUUGGCAAGAAAUAUUGUAUAAUAAUUCACAUGUAGAUCCUGU